Messenger RNA from Aspergillus nidulans FGSC A4, 1722 nucleotides. RefSeq lists its product as uncharacterized. The record is from RefSeq and is a predicted model, not a curated record. The transcript is spliced from 2 exons. The coding region runs from base 1 to 1722 and encodes 573 amino acids. NCBI's taxonomy places the organism in Eukaryota, Fungi, Ascomycota, Eurotiomycetes, Eurotiales, Aspergillaceae.
AUGGAUGCAACAGCAUUGCUGUGCAACAUCUGCCCGAAACACCCCAAGUUCAGCGAUGUAUCGCAUCUGCUAACUCACGUCGCUUCUAAGGCUCACCUUUCCCACUACUUUAAGCUUCAAGUACGCAGCCACCAGGAGCCACAAGCCGAGGCUUUGCUCGACGACUACAACCAGUGGUACAAGUCCAACAACCUUGCGAAACUCCUAUCGGAUCGUAUGUCGUCCAAGGACUCACGCAGAAGAAAGUCACAGGGGAAGUAUGCCGCGCCAGAUACAGCCGGACCAACCGACAGGGACAAUGGGUAUCAGGUCUCGCCGCUGCCGGCCUGUCUUAACAGCCUUCCUGACUACAUUGAUCCACGGCUCUCGGACCCUUUCAUGAACUCAGGAAGCAGUGCAGUGCACCAACAGGCAUCCACGCCAUCAAGGCACAAGCAGGCCAUGGGUAUUGCACCCGAGCGGUGGAAGCGUGAUAACGAGGAAGAUUCGGGAGACGAACGGACAUCUCUAACGCAAGCUACACCAUGUUGGCCCAAUGUUCUCCGGUCAAGGGAUGACCAGGAAGCCCCAUCUUCGAAUGGGCCCUUUAUCUACGAUCCGUUCGUCGACGAUAAAGAUAGCUUCGUGUACUCGAAUGCUAACGAUAUGGACAAGGAGAGAGCAGAUGAGAUCUCAAGGCUCAAGGGCGUGUUGUGGCCCGGAAUGGAUAUCUUUGACUCUGCCACGGAGCAAAUGAAACGAAAGCGCAACCAGAAGAAGGACGAGAGCGUCCUAAAGAUGAUGGAGAGAACGUCGAUGGGGGUGGAGCCUACUGAACUGGUAUUUUCUCCUACCGGCAUCCUGCGGAAGCAGCGCGUGAUCUCGGGCAACGUUGAAGAUAGCAGUCCUCUGAAAGGUGAGACGCCGAUUCCAAAGAAGCGAGCCACCCGCCCCAAGCGAGUUUUUGCUCAGAUGGACCCAAACACUCAACGCGGGCCGGACGGGAAAAGAGCUAGGAAGAACGUCAAGCAAGACUGCGACCCCCAUGAGGCCGAUAUAGAUCAACGUUUAUAUACUCCUCAACGAGCUGUCCAAGCGUUUGGUCGUUUAGGUGGCCAGAUCUCUGUCGGGGACAACAUGGAGGAAUUUGCGUUGGCACUUCGUGACCAUGACUUGAAGCAGCACAACAAACCUGUUGUAUUCCGAGACAUGUCAGUUUCACGAGAGUCUAGGGCAGAGGAUCAGCAUAGGUUUCCUCAAAGGGAGACAGCUGCCUCGCAACCACUCUUCUUGAGAAGAGAUAUUGCAAUAAAUGACGAUCUUCAGUCUCCUCAUACCGCUGCUCAUUCUUUGAACAUAAUCGAAAAAGGUCCUCGCAGUGUGGACAAAGAGAACCUGGAACAAAUGCUGAACGCCUAUAGUCGAAUGGACCCCCUUGUUGGUUGGCACUCACCUGCGAUGAAGCGGACCGAUAGAGGAAUAUCACCCCAGUAUCUUUUCGGAGACGCACAUUAUGUCGGAUACAGCCCUUUUAACUGCCAUGAGAGCCCAACGGGCUAUUCAUUCAACCCACUGGCUGGAUCCCUCACGAGGAUGGCCACAGAGGAAAACCCGAUAUACGCAGCCGAAUCCGAGAACGUAUUAAAAGGCCCCUCCACCGCCCGUGUCAGUUCGCCAGAUGCAACAAUUUCCGAGGUCGCAGACGAUGAUUUUGAUCGUCUAUAUAUGGACGGAAGCUCUUGA